AUGUUAUCAUCAACGAUCAAAUGGCUACUAAAUUCUGCCGCAAGGCAAUCUUCACGAAAUCCUUUUGAAACAAUCGUAUUUUGCUUGAUAAUUGCCUCAAUUACAUAUGCUUCAUUAUUUAGAUCCCUAAUAGAAUCUGAUUUUUUUAAACAAGAAAUUGAUUUGGUUCAAAUUAUUUCUUACCCUAAUACAAAUGAAUUUGUUUUCCUCUCUAAACGUGAUUCUAUUAGUCAGGCUUCACGAAUUCGAUUAAACCAAGUUAUUAUAAAUACUCAACUUGACGAACCAGAUACCUCAAUUCUUCCUCAUCAACAAUCAAUUAUUCAAAAAAACCUUGAAUCUCUGACCAGACUACAAGAGCUUGCUGAAAAAGAAAUUUAUGUUUCUGAUGGGACAAAUAAACUAUAUUAUAAUGAUGAUUUAUGUUAUAAGUUUCCUGGUGAUUCAUCAUGUUUUUCCUUAACAUAUGCAUCUGAAAUCAAUGUUACAAGGCCUUUUUGUCAACCAUCGUCUUUUGUUCCUCUCACCGAUGUUAAUUGUGAUGCUUCCACUAUAAUUUUGAAUUACAUUUUAAAUGCUGAUGGUCCUUACUUGGCUUAUACUGAUGCCUGGGUUGAUAAUAUCGUCGAUUUACGUGUCGGUCAACUUGCAUCUACCGGAAAAAGACCAUAUGCUUCCGCUAAAAAAGGUUCCUUUGCUUGGUUUGCUUUCGCUAUCACUAUAUGCGUCUUGUCAAAUGGUUUCUUUGCUUUCGCGUCGGCUUUUUUGACAAUAAAAUUGUUUGGUGUCACCGUCAAUCCAAUAUUAUUAAGUGAAGCGACUCCUUUCCUAAUAAUAACAGUAGGUUUCGAAAAACCUUUUGCUCUUACAAAAGCAGUUCUUACUGCAACUCCAACCUCUCAAAUUGAAGAUAGUAGAUCUGUUACGAUUCCUUUCAAUAAUGUAAUGACUGGUGUAACUGAAGAAGGCCCAAAAAUAGUUAGGGAUUAUUUUAUCGAAAUUGGCGUGUUAUUCAUCGGUGCUGUUAGUGGUGUUACUGGUUUACAAGAAUUUAGCUUUUUAGCUGGUUUUAUAUUAUUAUAUGAUUGUGUGUUCUUGUUCACAUUUUAUACUGCCGCUUUGGCUCUUAAGCUUGAGUUGAAACGUAUCCGUAAAGUUUUAUCAACCGAAAAAAUGGUUGAAAGAGAUGAAUUGCCAAGUAGUCCCACGAACCUAAUUUUCAUGCCUUUACAAGAUAAUAGUGCUGAAACCGAAGAUGCAAAGAAAUUUGAUAAUCCAAUUAUUUCAAGGAUGAUUGGUUUUGUAGUAAUGCAUGUGAUGAACUUUUGCACAACUCUUCAUACCGACGAUGUCUCUUCAGCACUUCAAAUCAUGAAGACUGAUCCUUAUUAUAAUCCAACAACAAUACCAAUUCUAGAUGUCAUCCUUUCACAACAUCGAUCAAGCCCUAAAGCUUCCUUACCUUUAAUUGUCGAUGUGGCUUCUCCAAUAAUCUUUCGAGCUGUUCCAAGUGAUGUAAUCGGUAGUCAAACCUUCAUUAAAGCAUUCUACAAGAUAUUUGACACCAUUUUGAACUAUUGGUCUCUUUAUGUUCGAGAUUCAGUACUCUCACCAUUGAUCUUUAUUGGAUUAAUUUUCUCUAUCGUUUUGAAUGGUUAUCUUUUGAAUACUUAUAAUCAAUCAAAAACUAAUGAAAAAACUUCUGAUUCGGUUGCAUCACCAUCUACUUCCAAUAUUGCUUCUCGGGAUGCACCUAUUGAAAACCUUGAUUCUCAUAAUAAUGACUUAAUAAUUGAUCCCAAAUCUCCAACCGAAUACGUCAAUGUUCCUAAAUCUUUAGAUAAUGACUUAAGAAUUGAUUCCAGACCUCCAACCGAAUGUGUCAAUAUUCCUAAAUCUUUAGAUAAUGACUUAAGAAUUGAUCCCAGACCUCCAACUGAAUGCGUCAAUAUUCCUAAAUCUUUAGAUAAUGACUUAAAAAUUGGUCCUCGAUCUCCAACUGAAUGCUUAGAUAGUUCAAAAUCUCCAGAUUUAAGUGAUCCUACGAUCAUGUCUGAUGAAGAUAUUCUUUUGCUGAUUAGUAAUGGCAAAAUUUCUCCUUAUAAUCUGGAAAAAAUAUUAAAGAAUAAUGAACGAGCUGUAAAAAUACGUAGAGCCUUUAUAUCACGUUCCUCAAUCACAAAGACAUUGGAAUCUUCAGCGUUACCUAUAGAAGGUUUCGAUUAUUCAAAAGUUAUGGGUACAUGCUGUGAAAAUGUUAUUGGAUACAUACCAAUCCCUCUUGGAAUAGCAGGUCCCUUAAAAAUUGAUGAUGAACUGUUUCAUAUUCCGAUGGCUACGACCGAAGGGUGUUUGGUUGCUUCAACUUCUAGAGGAUGCAAGGCAAUUAAUGGUGGUGGUGGUGCUAAGACUGUUGUGACACAAGAUUUGAUGGCUCGUGGACCUUGUGUGGAAUUUCCUAAUAUCAUACAAGCUGGUAAAGCUAAAAAUUGGUUGGAAAAUGAUGGAAAUGAUAUUAUAAAGCUGGCCUUUAAUUCCACAUCUAGAUUUGCUAGGUUGAAGAAGUUAAAAGUUGCUGUUGCCGGAAAAUUAUUAUUUAUUAGGUUUUCUACAACUACAGGAGAUGCGAUGGGAAUGAAUAUGAUUUCGAAAGGAUGUGAAAAAGCACUAAAAGUGAUGAAUGAACAUUUUCCUGAUAUGCAAAUAAUAAGCGUCAGUGGAAACUAUUGUACAGAUAAAAAACCCGCAGCAAUUAAUUGGAUUGAUGGACGUGGAAAAUCUGUAAUUGCAGAAACAAUUAUUCCUGGUGACGUUGUAAAGAAAGUAUUGAAAACCAGUGUUGAAGCGCUUGUGAAGUUGAAUAUCUCAAAGAAUUUAGUUGGAAGUGCGAUUGCAGGUAGUGUUGGGGGAUUUAAUGCUCACGCCGCAAAUAUCGUUACCGCAAUGUAUAUUGCGACCGGACAAGAUCCGGCACAAAAUGUUGAAAGCUCAAAUUGUAUAACGUUAAUGGAAGCUAUAGAUAAUCCAGUGACAAAUACAAAAGAUUUACACCUUACAUGUACAAUGCCAUCAAUCGAAGUAGGAACAGUAGGAGGAGGAACAAUAUUAGGACCACAGAGUGCUGUGCUAGAAAUGUUGGGUGUAAAAGGACCUCAUCCAACAAAUCCGGGAGAAAAUGCGAAAAAAUUGGCGAGAAUUAUAUGUGCCAGUGUUAUGGCGGGAGAAUUAAGUUUAUGUGCCGCACUGGCUGCUGGGCAUUUAGUUAAAAGCCACAUGACACACAACAGAGCUACAGUUGGACAUUCAAAUCCACACGGUAUAUCAAAUGCAACUACAAUACCACAUUGUUCUGGAAUAGGAAACAUAUCUAAUUCAAAUACAUCUAUUCCAGGAUCUUGUUUAAAUUCAUAG
Cetraspora pellucida is the source of this 3411-nucleotide messenger RNA. The record is from the annotation of a GenBank genome assembly. Lineage: Eukaryota; Fungi; Glomeromycota; Glomeromycetes; Diversisporales; Gigasporaceae.